GCUUCCGGAGUGCCACGCUAGGGCCGCCCCGCCGUAGUUGUGCCUUGAUUGCUCGACAGAUAAGUCUUCGGGAGGGAGUUUGCGUGUUUGUGCGUUUUCGGAAAGGUCGCGCGGGGAUAUGUGGGGCUUGUGAGAGUGCGAGGAUAUGCGCGGGAGUUGCAGUCGGUCCGAAGAGCUUUGGAGAGAGAGAGAGGCGCGUUGGCGGUUGUGAAUCAAGAUGCUGAAACACGUCGGGCACCACAGGACGUCUUCCUCGACGAUAAAAUCCCCUUGCACACUUCCCUCUGAGAAGAGGUCCCCCUGCAAGUCCCCUUCUGUUGCAAACGCCCACGAAGAUAGCUUCACGUGCAACAGGACGAGAUGUGGAGCCGAGAGUACCCCCUCGGGAUCGCCUCCUCCUUGUUCCAGGAUGCUUUAUUCCAAGGAUAACCUGUCGAGCGGAAGCCCUUCGAGAGAGAGUUCGCCCUCGAGCUCCCCUUCGUUUUCUAGAUUUCGAGUUUUGGAUGCCACGUUGAGGACUCCCUCUCACUCGGGGCCGUUUGGUAAUCACUCGUCCUCGAAGUCACUUUCUUGCACUAGGAUUCAGUUUUCCGUGAAUAUUUCACCCUCGAGGACUGGUUCUAUGAUCCACCUCCAGUCUGAAGGCUCGCCCUCAAAGGACUCCUCCUGCUUAGGGGCGAAACAUCCCAGUAAUCCUUCGGCCGCGAGUUCUCCCUCCCUGUCACACGUGCCAAGCCGUGUUCCUGCGUCGAAGGACAGUCAAAAGGAUCUCGAUGAUAAGGCAGAAUACCAGAGGGACUCAUCUGUUUCCGAGAAUAACACACAUCAGGAUUCAUCAAGUUUGAGAUCACAAUCUCCCGUGGAAAACUCACUCUCGAAGAUCCCGUCAGGAGAAACCACAACCCCGACCUUGAGACCCCAGCCUACCGGCACCCCACCCUCAGCCCUCAAAACUCCAGCCACAGACAAACCGCCCUUGAGAACAGAGGCCAACUCGUGCUGCAUUUCCUCGGUAUGCUUCAGAUGGCGUCGAAGUCCCCAGGAGGUCGACGCCUCAUCACCGGAGCUCGCAAGAAGGACCGUCGCGUCCGGCACAGCGGAGACCGAUUCGACGUCGGCGGCCACCUCGAGCCCGGAAGACCCUCAAUGUGCCGAGGAUUUUGCUCUGUACGAAGAGGCGGUUGAGAGGCCGAUGACCCUCCCGCGGCGAGCCCACAGGAACUCCGUCGGGAAGGCUUCGAAAGCGCGGCUGUUGAACAAGUCUUAUUGCAAUCUGCACACGCCCUGCAAGCUAUCACAACGGGAACAGACAAUGAGUCCCGUGAAGGUGUACAUGCGCAACAUGAAGCCCGACAUCAAGUACACGACCAUGAGUCUGUCCUCCUCGACGACGUGCCGCGAGCUGGUUGUCAUGCUCCUGGCCAAGUUCCGUCUACGUCACCGAGAUCCCAACCUGUUCUACGUCAGGAUGGAGGUCGUAGUUCGAAGUCCCGGCGGGGACGCUCCCGCCCGACGACUCCUGGUGCUGGACGACCACGCGUGCCCGGCGGAGCUGCAGCAGUGUCGUCCCCGCGGGGAGGCUCGCUUCAGCGUGGGCGCCCGGCGCGGCGGGCUGCUGCGCGUGCACGACUCCAUCCUCAUGCCCGGGUCGCAGUACAAGUCGCUGCUGGUGUCGUACCGCACGACGGCGGAGGAGCUGGUGCAGCUGCUCCUCAACUGCUACAGCAGCAAGGAGAACCCCGCGAACUACGCGGUGCACGAAGUCAACAAGAACCCGUACAGCGACCGGCCUCUGGAGCCCGACGAGUUCCCGCUGCUGGUGCAGAGCGAGUGGCCCAGAGCCUCCCGCCACAACUACGCCUUCGUCCUGCGCAGAAACAUGUCACGCAACGUCUUCCUCAGAGCGAAGACGACGUGGAGACACAGCCUAGCCCAGUCAAGCACAGACACGGAGUCCGACCCCGAUGACCACGCCGGCACGAGCGUCACGAACUCUUUCAAAAACAUUCUCAGGAAAACCGCCAUUUCCGACCCCAUCAGCGUGACGACGGGGCCUUCGGGAGACCUCCUCUUUUCCCCUUCUUCGUCCUUCAUGCUGUCCAGGAGCCCCUCUGACUCGGGAUUCUCCUCGCCGUCGUCGUCGAGGUCGUCCACUUCGUCAGACACGCCUACGCCCCCUUCGUCUCCGCCACGCCCCUGUACGCCCUGCCCGUCGCACGUCCUCACCCUCUCCCUAGAACCCAGCCUGACGUUCUCGACCAAAGUAUCCCCAGAACCCAACGCCGACGCAGACCUACGGGUUACAACUUCGCCGUCGGAGACACAUGUUCCUUCGUGUACUUCUCAACCUUGUGAGGACCUGUAUGUCGAACCGACGAAGGAGAAUUCCUCAUGUGAUAUUGUCUCCAUUUCUUCACUGAAAGGGACGUUUAUAACAAUCCCAGACGCAAAGGCAUCCCCUUCACAGCCACAUGAGUCUUUAAGAAUAUUUGACAAACAGUGUGCAAGUGACGAGAGCUCCUUCUACAUAUAAAUCCUUCACACUGAAAUAUUUCCUGUGAGGAAUUGUACGUACAUAAAAAACUGAACACAAAAUCACUCAGGGCUCGAGCUUCAUUCUGAUCCGAAGCUUUACUUAAUCUGAAUCAUGAAAUUCUUACAUGCUUUUCGAGUAUGAAAUCUACUCAGGGUUCGCGUUUCAUUUGAUUCGAAGUUUCGGUUCAAUUCAGUUCUUGGAAACUUGUGUUCUGUUUCUUCGCGUGUGUGGCAGGAGUCCCCCCAAGGUGCUAAAGAACAUAUGUUUUAUUCGUCUAGUCCUAACACAGUCGUUCCCCGAAGAGGUAGUUCUCGAAGCCGUUUUUCCCCCGAGUAUUUAAUGAUCGGUGGUAAUAUUAGCAGCCAUAGAGUGUAAAUAAGUCUGUAAAAUGCUCAUGUUAGGCGAAUUUUAUUGUUAAUUAGGAAACGAAAGUUUACAAUCGAGAAUGUACAAUAACGUGACUCAUCAAAAGGGGAAUGUUAAAAAAGUAAAACACGACAAAAUAUUUUUAGCUCAGUUAUCGUGUCUUCCUUAUACUCAGAGACAAAAAUAAUAGUCAGUGCCUUAGUCAUAAUGUAAAUUUGUUAUUAAAAAAAUGCUUUUUGUUUUAUAUAGACAUAGUUGUUGAUGAUUUAUACUCCGAUGUAAUUUUACGUGACCUGCAUAGAGGCGACUGUUUUUUUGUACAGAUUUGUAAAUAGACAAUGGGAAAAAAAAGAAUAAACUUAAAAAGGUAGGAAUUUACACAAAAUAUUGACGUGCCAAAGAUACAAGUUGUAUUAUAUUCAAAUAAAGAAUGGACAUAUAUAUA
Penaeus monodon (black tiger shrimp) is the source of this 3347-nucleotide messenger RNA. RefSeq lists its product as uncharacterized. The transcript has 5 exons. The coding region runs from base 218 to 2533 and encodes 771 amino acids. NCBI's taxonomy places the organism in Eukaryota, Metazoa, Arthropoda, Malacostraca, Decapoda, Penaeidae. The record is from RefSeq and is a predicted model, not a curated record. Gene Ontology annotation, biological process: positive regulation of epidermal growth factor receptor signaling pathway; positive regulation of fibroblast growth factor receptor signaling pathway; signal transduction.